CACACACACUCCGGUAGACGCCCCCCCCUUCUCGCCAGGCACAAGGCGCUGGCGCAGGUACGGCCAACGUCGCCCGCGUAAUAAAACACCGUCUCAGCGCCCUCAUCUGCCCAUCCUUCAUUUCUUCUUCCUCUCCAGUCAUCCUAUAAACACCUGUGCGAAUUCUCUCUCUUGUCGAGAUCGCCGUUUUCCUUUCCGUUCAUAUUUCCUUUACAGUUUCAUUGCUUCCAGUCUCUCGCUAAACACCGACCACUUACAACUACUGCACCCUUUUUUCUUGUAUACAAUCUCACACCAAGUUUAAUUUCCUUUGCAACCAACAGCAACAAUGUUCUCCAAGACUCUCAACGUCGCCGUUGCGGCUCUCGCUGCCUCCUCCAUGGUCUCUGCUCAGACCUUCACUUCUUGUGAUCCUACUAAGAAGUCCUGCCCUGCCGACCCUGCCUUUGGCAAGAACUCCGUCAACUGCGACUUCACCAAGGGCAAGUGCUCUGCUUUCCACGACCUCGACGGCACCUCCACCAAGUACAACGACAAGGGCGCCGUCUUCUCCAUCGAGAAGGUCAGCAACGCUCCCACCGCCGCCACCAAGAACUACAUCUUCUUCGGCCGUGUCGACAUUGAGAUCCAGGCUGCCGCCGGUAACGGUAUUGUUACCUCUGCUGUCCUCCAGUCUGAUGACCUCGACGAGAUCGACUGGGAGUGGGUCGGUGGUGACUCCUCCCACGUCCAGUCCAACUACUUCUCCAAGGGCGACACCACCACCUACGACCGUGGUGGCACCCACCCCGUUAGCAACGCUCUGACCUCCUUCCACACCUACUCCGUUGAGUGGACCAAGGAUGCUGUUAACUGGAUCAUCGACGGCACCACUGUCCGCACCCUCACUGCCGCCGCUGCUGGCGCCAAGUUCCCCCAGACCCCCAUGCAGGUCAAGAUUGGCACCUGGUGCGCUGGUGGCCCCGACUCUCCUCCCGGUACCCGUGACUGGGCUGGCGGCUUGACCGACUUCUCCAAGGCUCCCUUCAACGCCUACUACAAGAGCAUCAAGAUUGUCGACUACGCCGGCGGCAGCAGCGUUGCCUCCAACGAUGUCAAGUCCUACAGCUACGGUGACAAGACUGGCAGCUGGGGUAGCAUCAAGGUUGAGGGCGGCAAGAACGACGACUCCAGCUCCUCUUCCUCCAAGGACUCUAGCUCUACCUCUGCCCCCAAGAGCACUGGUGCCUCCAAGACCGGCAUGCAGACCAGCAACUCUGCUGCUGCCACCAACACCGAUGGCGCUUCCACCACUGGCUCCAAGCCCACCACUUCUCCCACCAAGGUCCCUGACAACGCUGCUGGCCGCAACUCUGCCGCUCUCGCCCUCAUUGUUGGCAGCAUCGCUGCUCUCUUCCUGUAAAUUUUCGCAAAUUCUGACUUGCUUUGGGCAUGGAGAAAUAUGUUGGAUGUGAUUUGACUGUUCACGCCCUGUAUAGACGUGACGGGCAACGUUUUACUUAGACGGCACAGGAGCCAAACAUGAGCAACCGUACCUUUAAUACCUUGUACAAAUUUUGAAAUCUUUUCUUCUUU
[Torrubiella] hemipterigena is the source of this 1575-nucleotide messenger RNA. Lineage: Eukaryota; Fungi; Ascomycota; Sordariomycetes; Hypocreales; Clavicipitaceae. The record is from the annotation of a GenBank genome assembly.